Messenger RNA from Linnemannia hyalina, 1680 nucleotides. NCBI's taxonomy places the organism in Eukaryota, Fungi, Mortierellomycota, Mortierellomycetes, Mortierellales, Mortierellaceae. The record is from the annotation of a GenBank genome assembly.
AUGGAUUGGACUGGGUGUUGGUACGGUCGUCUCUGCUGUCGGGAUUGCAUGGAGUCCAUCGUAUCGGGAGCAUGCCACGCUUUUGAGCGCAGCUGUAUUCCGAUCCGUCGCUACUUUCAUCACAGGGGCUACACAUCGGACACCUAUAAGGCUGAGCGGAAGGUCGUUCAUCAACGUUGUGCCGAUCGGCUUUUGGGACUGUGCAGACUUAACACUGGAAUCUAUUGCAAGGCUGGCCAGCAUGUCGCCUCCUUGACUUACGUCGUACCACCGGAAUAUACCAACACCCUCUCUGUUCUCCAGGAUCGCGCGCCAUUCAAAUCAAUGAAGGAAGUCGAACAAGUCUUUCUUGAAGAGUUUGGCCAACACCCUCUGGACCUGUUCCGCGAGUUCGAACCCGUCCCUAUGGCUGCUGCCAGUUUGGCGCAGGUUCACCGAGCCGUGACAAUGGAUGGGAGACUUGCUGCAGUGAAGGUUCAAUAUAUCAACGUCUCUCGUCUCUUCAAAACGGACAUGUGGACAAUGCAGACGCUCUCGGACAUGGUUGGGCUCUUGUUCCCAGAGUUUGAGCUUGGAUGGAUCGUGACCGAGUUCAAGGACAACCUCACCUCCGAGUUUGACUUUACCCACGAGGCCAGGAAUGGCGAGGCGACAAAGGAAAGAUUCAAGAACAGAUCCGAUUUCUAUGUACCCGAGAUCUAUUGGGAACUGUCUUCAAAAAAGAUCCUGACCAUGGAGUUCAUUGACGGCGUCAAGGUCAAUGAUAUUGAGGCAUUGAAGAAGUUGGGCGUAUCACCCAAGUGGGUCCGCACGACUUUGCUUGAGGUCUUUGCCGAGAUGAUGUAUCAGCACGGAGUUGUCCAUUGCGAUCCACACGCUGGAAAUAUCUUGAUCACAAAGGACCAGUUCACGGGCAAAUGCCAAUUUGUACUAUUGGAUCACGGACUCUACAGGACUCUCGACGAAACUUUCCGCUUCAACUACUGUCAACUCUGGCGAGCACUCAUCCUCAACGACCAAGACCUUCUCAGCCGCGCCUCCGAUAACAUCGGCAUCCCUGAAAACUAUGUCAGCUUCAUCCCCUUGAUCUUUAUCCAGCGACCCGCAAACUCCAGUCAAAAGAUUGGAGAGGGCAUGACGACCGAGCAGAGACAGGAAGUUCGGUCAUCGCUCAAGAAUGUUACUAUGGCAGAAGUGUUUGAGUUCUUGGAGGUCCUGCCGAGGGAUAUGUUGUUGGUUUUUAGGACGAUUAAUUUGACCCGCGGGAUCCAUCAGCAGUUGGGUGGUGAGAACGUGGAGAGGUUCCAUAUCAACGCCCUCUUUGCGACAAAAGGUGUUUGGUCCGAGACGCGACAAGAAGAACACGACCGGAGAGUACAACGCGAACGACGAAGACGUGAUCGAUUGAACGGCCGAUUCGGAGCUAUUGCAUCAUGGUGGUACGGAAACCUGGACGACAAGGACGAGAAUAGUUCUGAAGCGACUAGGGCUUAUGGGAUGCAGUUAGGAUUGGGACCAAGGAAUCGGUGGUAUCUUUUUGGAGACACGCCUACGUUCCAUCGGAGUUUGGGAUACUUGUGGGAUACUUUCUCGAUGCGGUGGAGGCUUUGGGUGGGCGAAGGGCUUUUGAAGAUUUGGCUAUGGUGGGCGGGCAAGGAUGUCGCCAAGGCCAUUAGUUAG